AUGGAAACAACCUUUUUCUUCGAGAAAGACAUUAUAUCUUUACAAAACAAUCAGCUUUUAGAUGGUGGUUUGCGUGUGAACAGGUUCCCUAGCGGGGUAUUAAAGGUAGUGGGGAGGAAGCGAGGCCAAGUAACCUGUUCUCUCCAUACCAAACUCUUUCAGGAGCCUGUUCACAGGGUAAAUGGUCACAGUAUCCACUUGGUAAGUAAUGACCAUCAUGAUUACAAUUAUUAUUCAAUCAAGUUUCUUUUUUCAGUUUUCUGGCUUGUAUCCUCCUGUGUCUAUAAAUUAUAUCCAGAUAGUGUGAAAAUGUUUGAUAUCAUUUUUAUCGUAAACUAAAAGUCUGAAACGAAGCUUAAGACCACUGUACGUUUGGCAAAGACAGUGGGGCUCAGUUCUCGGUAGUGGCGCGUUAUCAGUAUGGAAUUUUGCGUUUCUCAGGCUAUAAUCCACCCUGUUUGGUUCGUCUCAUAAAAAGUUUGACGUUUUGCGCUCGAUGAUUUGCUCUAAGAAAAAUUGUAAAGAGGAGUGCUGAAAUUUGAACUUAACGGACUGGGCCCUAAUAUUCUGCUCAAAGGCAUUCUAACUAGCGCGUGAUUCGAACAGAAGUUACUUCUCCUUUGCGCGCGCGCUAGCAGUAACAGUUCUUAGUUUUAAAAAUAUUUUUUAGGUUUAUAUUAAUGAAGUAAUAUUAGUAUGAAAAAGCGGUUUAUCUUAGCUGUAAAUGUAACCCUGUGCUUUCUUUUAAAACUUGAAAGAAAUUUUUUUGCCAUAAAAGCACCGUCUUGUAAAUAAACGCAUUACUUUUCGUUCACCGUUUUACGACUCGGAACCUUCGUUUACUUCAUGCAACUCUUUAUUACGACAUUCCGACGUCAUUAAGUUUUUUCGCUUUUCCCGUUCAGCUACAGUCACGAAAUUUAGAGAAAGCUAAACCAUUUUUUUUUUUCGAGGAUAAGCACUUUUUGACAGCCCGGUAAUAGAGAAUUAACUGCUUGUAUGAAGAUGGAGGUAGGUGUUUCUCUCUUUUUCUUUUUUUUUUUUUUGGUUUCAAGUUUAAAAAAAGGAAAGAAAAAAACACAGAGUUUUUCCAAAAUGAAAUUCCUUAAAACACCAUUUAAACUCGGGAUCGUGCAAAAAUUUAAAGAACAAGGUUUUGAAAGGUACUUUCAUUGGGAUAAUACUGUAGUUUCCUGUAUCAUUAACUCAGUGGAUGAUUGAUGUUGUGAGAAAGAUGGGGAGAUGUGCGUGUAUGCUCCGAUCAUACACCAAAAUCAUGUCUCCAAAUAGAGCACAAAAAUGUUUUUUUUUUCUUUUCCUUUUGUUUAAGCAUAAUAUAUUUCUCUUAGAUGAAGCAGCAGGAUUUGGAUUUGAACAAUUUUAUAAAUGGUUAGCCUGCGAGCAAGCUCUCCUAUUUGGGCGAGUGAAGCGAGUCUCGCGACAACGCGCGAGCGAGCAGCGAAGCCGCGAGGGGCCUGCGAAAGGAGAGCUUGCAACCAUCCCUUACAAAUUUUCAUUUGUACUUCGCCCAGACGAAGGGAAAUACCAUUGGCUGAAAAAUGACGUUCCGGAAAUCAAAGUUGAUUGAUAACAGGCUAAGCUGGCACCGGCUUCGUCUGUGUGUCAUAUUUGGUUCUCAGGGGAUCAGAUUGGUACCGAGAACUUGUUUCAGCCCUCAAAGCAGACGGGCUCGUUUGAUGUAAUUCUGGUAAAGAGAAUAUUGCGAGCCGAGGAUAAGUCGGAUCGAGUUUGUAGUUCUUGUGGAAGGAAAAUGAAAACCCUUCAUCACUGAGUUGUAUUCGUUUGUGUCAAGUACCUUGUUUAGUUCUGAAAACCGGGAGAGUGAAAGUGAAGAGUGAUUGAAGCGCUGUUUUCCAACAUCGGUUUCUUCGCCCGGUUGAAUUCUACUGGGUGGAAAAAUUCAGAAACAUGUCCUUGACAGUGUAGCUGUGUAGCGUGACCGUAAAGAAGGAAAAGAGAAAGUAAACGAAACGAGAAUCAAAUUAGUGAGUUCUUAUCCGAGCGGACACGUUGAAGUUCGAUGUCCCCGUGAAAAAAAAAAACAUAAAAACAUUGCUUUGAUGCUGUUGCGAAAGCGAUUUAUAAAUAAAUAAAUAAUUCUAUGCGUCCUCGGCUGUCUUAACUUACUUGACAGGCGGUUGUCACUUUUCUAAUCUGCGGCACGUUUGCGGUGACAGUUUUCACGCUUUGCGGAGUCCCGGGGUUUCCGGGGUGGAAAUGAAAAUUUAUGAGAGAUCGUUGCAAGCUCUCCUUUCCUCGGCCCCCUCGCUCGCGCGUUCUCGCGAGGCUCACUUCGCUUACCCAAAUAGGAGAGCUUGCUCGCAGGCUAAUAAAUGGUUUAAGUCAACAACAGCCAAAAUUUCUUAACAAUUAGAUCUCAUUUUACAGGCAUUAAUGUUAUGGAAGGCAGUUGACGACUACGUUCACGGUAUUAUACGAGAUUCAAGGAGGAAGAAAUACAAAAUACAAACUCUUAGCUGCGAAGAAGAGAGCAAGGCUGAUGUGUCAACGCAAUUUAAGUCUGCGAUAACUGAGGUAAUACUUACUUAAUGUGUGCGUCUAAGACGAUUUUUUAAUGUUAAAUCCCUUUCAGUUACACUUAAGGAUAUAAUUCCAGAAUAGAGACCUAAACAGGGAGGGUAUUCCCUACUUUGUCUCCCCACUGAUGGGCUCUUUUUUGCGCCGGCCACGCGGGCUAGGUUGAAUGUGAUGGUUCGGGUACGCCCAUGAAGAUUUUGUAGGCGUGGGAGGUGUGAGACGCUAUAAAGAAGGUGGUAAGUUCCUGACAUACAGAUUGCAUUUGUCUUGGCGAAAAGGCGCAUUGGCCUACGUCAACUGGUCACCUUAAAUAUUUGACAUCCAUGAAACAAUUCACCUGCAUAUGAUGACCAGCAAAGUGACAUCUUCUUCUUUACAUCUACAUCUAUAAAGAGGCUUUUAUUUUAUGUUCCCUUGAUCUCAUCUAAAUUUUAUAAACUCUCUUCUAGAAAAAAAAUUCGGGCGUUGGAAAGAAGAGAGGAUCAAUUGCUCCAUUAACAACUGAGCGACGUAAGCAAAUUACUCUUUUAUUUUUAGUCUUCUUCUAUUCCUAACACCGGCUAACAGAUCGACACAAUGACAGAAUUGAUCACAUACACGUUACAUUCGCCGGCUUUACUUGAUUAUGCAUGCUGAUUUAUUCACUACUUGCCAAGUUUGGAUGCCGAUGUCCUUGUUUUCCAGGAGCAGUUGAAUUCUUCCUUCAAGUAAGAGUUCAACUUCUCUUACAAAGCAAGGCACAUCAAUCAAUCUGACAAAUUUAUCAACCAAAACCAAAAUAUUAAGCGCAUAUUUCUUGGAUAAUUUUGAGAAUUCUUGAACAUUUCUUUGUCCAACGCUUUUCAUCGGAGGCGUGCAUAUUUAAACUACUAGAAGUAGCCAGGUGUCUUCAAAAGUUACACCAUUUAUGAAUGGCCACUUAUGAACCUUAUGACUCAUAAGUCAGGUACAUGUAGCUGUCGGACGCCAUUCAUUUAUUUACUGAGACGAUUUGGUGUUGAUGUGUCGUCUUAAAAGAGCGGUUGAUUUCUUUCUGUAAGUCUUUUCUUACAUGGCAGACCAAAUUAAUAGUCAGUCCGCAGUCGAUGAAGCCAUCCGUCCAUCCGUCAGUCCAACCUGCAACAACAAACCAACUAAUCAAUCAAUCAAUCAAUCAAUCAAUCAAUCAAUUGAUCAAUCAAUCAAUCAAUCAAUCAAUCAUUCGUUCUGGGCUCGUUCGGUCUUUCGGUCAGUAGUUUGCUCGUCUUGCUCCGAUUCCCUCCUUCGUUCCUUCCUUCAUUCAACUGAGAGCCAAGAUGUCCUUGUUUUGCAGGAGCAGUUGAAUCCCUCCUUUCAGUAAGGGUUCAACUUCUCUUGCAAAGGAAAGAACAUCAAUCAUUCGUUCUAGUUCUGGGCUUGUUCGGUCUUUCAGUCGGUAUUUUAUUCGUCUUCCUUCCCUCCUUCUUUAUCUAUUCAUUCAAUUGGUGCCAAUAUGUCCUUGCUUUGCAGGAGCAGUUGAAUUCUUCCUUUCAGUAAGGGUUCAACUUCUCUUACAACAGAAGGAACAUACAAUCAAUCAUUCGUUCCCCUGGGCUCGAUCGGUCCUUCAGUCGGUGUCUCGUUCGUCUUCCUUCCUUCCUUCCUACCUUCCUUCAUUCAUGCAUUCACUCUACUAGGUACCAAGGUGUCCUUGUUUUGCAGGAGCAGUUGAAUUCCUCCUUUCAGUAAGGUUUCAACUUCUCUUACAAAGGAAGGUACUUCAAUCAAUCAAUCAUUCGUUCUGGGCUCGUUCGGUCUCUCAGUCAUUAUUUUGUUAGUCUUCCUUCCUUCCUUCCUUCAUUCAAGUGGGUACCAAGAUAUCCUUGUUUUGCAGGAGCAGUUGAAUUCCUCCUUUCAGUAAGGGUUCAACUUCUCUUACAAAGCAAGGCAGAUCAACCAACCACUCAAUCAAUCAUUCGCUCUGGGCUCGUUUGGUCUCUCAGUCAGUAGUUUGUUCGUCUUCCUACCAUCCUUCCUUCCUUCAUUCAUUCAACUGGGAGUCAAUAUAUGCUUGUUUUGCAGGAGCAGUUGAAUUCUUCCUUUUAGUAGGGGUUCAACUUCUCUUACAAAGGAAGGCACAUUAAUCAAUAAAACGAUCAAUGAAUGAAUCAAUCAAUCAAUCAAUGGAUCAAUCCAUCGAUAAAUCAAAACCAAAAUGCGUAUUACCGAUAAUCUUGAGAACUGUAGAAGAAUGCUUUUUCCUUAAACCUUUUCUUCGGAAGCGCCCAUCUAAGACUUUAAAACUAGUAAAAUUGACUCCAGUGUCUAUUUGCAGUGUUGAAAAGAAUAAUGAUAAGCGUCUUAUUUGUCCUUUAGCCAUGUCUGACUGAAUCAAUCCAUUAAUCAGUCAAUCAAAAUCGCCUAGUCCACGGAGACCUCCGAAACACAACUACGUGCCAUUAAAACUACUGAGUACUAUCUCCUUUUUCUUCUACUAAUCAAAAUUUUAUUCAGCUUAUAAAGGCUGAGAAUAUUGAUUUAAACGUUUCUGAUCCCAUUUCCAAAAACAAAAUAAUAAAGAACAGUUAUGGUAUGACCUUUAAAAAUGUCAACUCAGUGUCUGUAAACAAAAACCAAACAAACAAACAAAAAGUCAUGUAAGUUUGAUUACGGAAAUUUAUAUUGUUCGUUAUUUUCAGCUUUCAAAGGGAAGCAGCCACGGAAAAAUUCGUUACUCCACUUGGACGAAAUCAGCAAACUUGUGGACGAGAAAAAUGCAACUGAGUUUAAGGAUUUUAUCUUUUUUCCAGGUAAGUAACUUACUUUAAAAGAUUAAUUUCUUUCUCUGAAACCACAAAAAGAUUUUUUGAAGCAAAAUAUCUUGACGUUGCCUCAUUGAUUUGACUUUCUGAGUCGUUGAUCACUCCGAUCGUCCAUUGCGCCGUAUUCACUAUUUUCACUUAGUUCAUAAUCCCUGUUUACUCACCCAAAUUUUACAUAACCAUUGUUUCUAACCUUUCCUGGGUAUUACAGUCUUCCAAUGAGAAUCGCCACAAGAGAAAUCGAAGACAACGGUUAUGCAAAAUUUAGAGGAGGGGGUGGGUAAAAGAGAUGCAUUAUGGUCUCGGUGGAAAUGGAGAAUACAGUUUAUAUUUCAAGGCCCCAUUCCCGGACCUUGGUUGGACCGGAGAUAUUAACCCAGCACUGCUUAUCAGAAGAUUAGGUUAAAACUGACCAGAGACCCAAUGGUAACUUCAUGGCCAUGUAGUUUAUUAUUACACUGUAUUAUUAUCAUUAUUUGGUAAUUGACGUCUUUUAUUUUAGGGCUUCAGGACGUGAAUGGAAAUGACAUUGUAAUCAUCAACACAUCAAAGCUUCCCAAGAAGUCCCAGUUUUCGACAAAGAAAGGUUUUAAAAGUGUCAGAGAUGCCCUAAUCUUGUAAGUGAAUUCAUAACGAACAAAGUGCUCUAAAGUUAACUGCUUUAAGUGAACAGAAAAUCGUUCACAACCAGCCGGCUCAUGGCCGCUUACUCGUUUUGACAGAAGGUUCAAACGGGAAUUUUUUUUUAAAGUUGUUCGCCUUUAAAGGCGGCUUUCAGUACAACCACUGCCGCUAAUUUUCAAGAGCAAAUAAACAAUUUGCUAUGUUUGCGUCGUUUCCAAAUGGGGACAAAGGGCUCCAUAAAAAGUCUCAGAUCAUUGUUUUCGCAGUGUCUUCACCAAAAACUAAUAUAAAACCCUAUAUUCUUAACCUCCUGCAUGAGGUCUCGAACUAAUAAAGCUAACGAGGAAAAACUCUAAGCCCUCUUUCUUAGCUAUAGCCCUAUAGCCCUAGCCUAGCCCUAACCUAACUAUAACUAACUCUAACCUCUACCUAAGACCCCAGACCCUUUACUCUUACUGUUGUUUUUACCUUUAUCCCAAACCAGACCCAGCUCGCCUUUCGCCUUUAUCUUCUACCACGGAGCCUUUCCUGGUCCCAAGCUAGGUCCUGAAGGUGGCCACUUAGAGGAGUGGGACUGUGUAAAAUCUCCUGACCCAGGU
Molecule: messenger RNA, 6562 nt
Organism: Porites lobata
Lineage: Eukaryota; Metazoa; Cnidaria; Anthozoa; Scleractinia; Poritidae
Source: the annotation of a GenBank genome assembly